CUCCAGGUCUGUGACAGCAGCCAGAGCGGAGAGAGCGGAUAUACCGCGGACAAACGCGCGUCUUUCCCAGCAGUCGUUCCUCCGUAUCAGGGUAAGUUAUGUGAUGGGUGUUGGAGCGGAGCCCGGAGCGGGGUGAUGAUGAAGACAGGGAAGUUCGGUUUUCACUUCCAGACGACGCUCGGCGGGGAAUAAAGGGGGACGUCGCUUUUUUUCGGAGAGGGAUUACUUUGACUGUUAGAAUAACUCUGGUUCUUCUUGUUUCUGCACUGACGUGUGGUUGUAAUUAUGCUCGAGCUCACCUUCGGAUCGUACAUGUUGCCCGGCUGAUGCGGUGGCUGCCUCUGGCUCGCGCUUCUUCUAUGCCCAUAUUCGGCUCUAUCUGAGUAGGCAGUUAACAGGACGCUCCACGUCCAGGUCAACCGACCAUCUAAUGUGACGAGCCUCACUGUGACAUGGAAAAAACGGGCCUCUUCAGCCUCCUUUAUUACUUCAUUCUCAAUUCGCCCUUCAUGCACUGUGCGAAUGCUGCAUUUACUGAAGUCCCUAAAGAUGUGAGUGUGGGGGAGGGAGAUGAUGUAGAGAUGCCCUGUGCCUUCAAGGCGGUCAGCUCAGCGCCCAUGUCUCUGGAGAUCCAAUGGUGGUACCUGAAGGAGGAUGUACCUAAAGAACUGCCUCAUGAGUUGCAGAUCAGUGCUCCAGCCAACAGCGCCAAGGUCACUCCAAGAGAAGCCACUAAAAUAAGUACAUUGAGGAACAUCUCCGCAUCAGGCAGCUCCGUGGACUGGGAGACCCCAACAUCUGGGGGCUGUAUUGAUUUCCAGUUUGGGACUGGGGGGGUGAUGUCUCCCCAGUGA
This is a messenger RNA of Morone saxatilis (striped sea-bass), 854 nucleotides long. RefSeq names its product V-set and transmembrane domain-containing protein 2B-like. The record is from RefSeq and is a predicted model, not a curated record. NCBI's taxonomy places the organism in Eukaryota, Metazoa, Chordata, Actinopteri, Moronidae. The transcript has 4 exons. Bases 453 to 854 code for a protein of 133 amino acids.